Penicillium pulvis is the source of this 1716-nucleotide messenger RNA. Its product is annotated as putative ribosomal assembly complex component Ipi3. Lineage: Eukaryota; Fungi; Ascomycota; Eurotiomycetes; Eurotiales; Aspergillaceae. Gene Ontology annotation, cellular component: nuclear pre-replicative complex. Bases 1 to 1716 code for a protein of 571 amino acids. Gene Ontology annotation, biological process: DNA-templated DNA replication; rRNA processing. The record is from RefSeq and is a predicted model, not a curated record. The transcript has 2 exons. Gene Ontology annotation, molecular function: protein binding.
AUGAUUUCCGAAUCGUUCAUAGCGGCGACGCUGUCAUCCGCUAAAAUCCCGACCGCCACUCUCCGCGAUGUCGGCAUUUGCGUGCAUGAAUUCCAGCCUGCCCCCCAGCUGCGAUCCACUUUCAAGAAGAGCUCGACCACACCCAAUUGCUUGGCCGUGAGCCCGUCGCAUAUUUUCGCAGCACAGGCUGAUAAGGCAGUUGUUCAUGUCUACAGUCGGGAAAAGGGGAACCAGGAGGCUUUAGUGCCAUUUCCGGAGCGUAUCCGCAGCAUUGCUGUCGUCGGAGCCAAGCAUGGUGAUGUGCUGGUCCUUGGCACGGAGGGAGGCCGGUUGAUUCUGUGGGAGACAUGCACAGGACGUCAAGUGGCUACCACGGCUUCACACCUGCAGCCGGUCACCUCGCUUGUCGUCGACCCCACUUCCAACUUCAUUCUGUCAGGCUCCGCUGAUGCCAGUAUACACGUCUGGUCUCUUCCUGGCAUCCUCUCCUUUUCUAAGCCCGCUCAAAGUCAAGACCGACAGCCACCAAACUCACCCAUUCGGACCUUCUCCAACCACCGUGCCGCCAUUACAUCUCUGGCUGUCGGACACAGCAAUGGACGAAACAACAUCGCAGUCUCGACCGCGAAAGAUAAUACCGCUAUUGUUUGGGACUAUAACACUGGACAUGUUCUGCGAACGUACCUGCUCCCAUUCUCGGCGACCUGUCUAGCAUUGGAUCCGGUGGAUCGAGCUGGCUACGUUGGUUAUGAAGACGGCAGCGUGCAAUCCAUCGACUUUUACCGCAGCGGCUCAGUAAAGCACACUCUCCACGACAUCUCUCUACAAUCCACCCCUGCCCAGGUGUCCGCCGAGGACCGAUGGCUUCCUCCAUCUGCCGAGUCCGGUGCUACCCGGGCACUAAUUCUCUCAUAUGAUGGUACCACACUAUUGUCCGCGCACGAUAGCGGCAAGGUUCUAUCAUGGAAUAUUGCGCGCCGAAAGUUCGCAACCACUGUCUCUGACUACACACACCCUGUGACCAACCUGGUUCCCUUGCCGCUAAAUGGCCUUUCAAACUCCUCGCAGGAGCCAACCCGCAGCAUUCACACGAUUGUCAAGCCUCGCCAUGACGGUGCGCUCUCAGACCCCUCUCAUGCUCCGGGUGCUGUCCCAGCAGCAUACACUUUCCACACACACCUGACAGCCCCCUCACGUCUCCGAUCUCGCCAAACAUCCCAAUUCUCUCAAGCCCUCACCCAUGCAGCCUUCCCCACCUCCAUGAUUGAGGAGGGCCUCGCCGAGCUGGCUGCUUUCAGACAGCCGGGCGCUGAAGUCUCCCGUGUCUCGUACACAGCUCCCGCUGUUCCAGAUGCCUCGGUUGACGUUGCCGCUCAUGACGAUCGCAUUGCUGAGUUGGAAGCCGAAAUUGCUUUGCUGAAGAAAAAGGACGCAGUCAACGACAAGACUCGACACUCUACCACAGACGAGGUUGUGCAGCUGCGCUCGGACCUUGUCCAUCUGCAAGAUUACAUCAACGAGAUGCAUGAGAAGCAGGAGGCCGCUCAGCGUGACAAGGUGCAGCGGCAAGCAAGGAAGGAAGCUCGUGAGGCAAAAAAACGGGAAGCAUGGUUUGCUGCCGAAGGUAAAGGGCGCAAUGGCGAUGCAGUGAUGAAAAAAAUGGACAUUGAUGGCGGUAUGCUGACCAGCGACUCGGAUGAUCAGAGCGAUGAGUAA